AAUUUCUCUAUUAAAAAUAUUCCGUCAUAUACAACUUAAAAAUAAAAAAACGAGAGAAAGAAAGAAAAUUAAACAAGAUGAGCAAAUUAGUCACAAGAUUUGUAUUUGGAAUGGCUGCAUCUCAGCCGUGUUUCGUGUUCCGUGCGUUCUAUCUGCCAAUUAUUCUUUAAUCUGUGGCAUUGACUUACUAAAUUACAUGACUUUGUCCGCUUAAAGAUAAAUUAUUAUUAAACCUCCCUAAAAAAACCUUAAAGAUAAAUUAUUUUAAAACGCUUACAGAGUUUAUAGCUAUUAGUUAAUUAAUAAUUUAGUUUUAGUCCGCCCACGUGGUUCCCGCUCCCGUAGGAAUCCGGGGAUAAUAUAUAGCCUAUAGCCUUCCUCGAUAAAUAGGCUAUCUAACACUGAAAGAAUUUUUCAAAUCGGACCAGUAGUUCCUGAGAUUAGCGCGUGCAAUCAAACAAACAAACAAACUCUUCAGCUUUAUUAUAUUAGUAUAGAUAGAUACAUUGUAAAACGUACAGACAGCAGAUUCUUUAAUAAUAUUAUUAGUACGUAAAUAAUAUGCCUAAUAUUAUGCAUAAUACAGUGGUAUUUGUUUAUGUCUAAGAAAAAUCUUGUUUAGUGGUGUGGAUAUUUAGCUAGAACACAGAGUGGCCAUUGGGUUCAUAUUACGUGAUAAAUUAAAUAAAUAAGCCAUGUGGUAUAAGAUUCAAUUCUCUUGCCUAGAUGAUAUGCUUAUUCACUAGUUUUUUUUUGUAAGUUGUAAGAAUCAGGGAUAAUACAACUUGGAACAGACCCUAACCAUGCGUAUGACAAGAUUUUUUUUAAAAAAUAUUUGCUAUUGAGCCAUGAUAGCCCAGUAGAUAUGACCUCUGCCUCCGAUUCCGGAGAGUGUGAGUUCGAAUCCGGUCCGGGGCAUGCACCUCCAACUUUUCAGUUGUGUGCAUUUUAAGAAAUUAAAUAUCUCGCUUCUCAAAUGGUGGAGGAAAACAUCGUGAGAAAACCUGCAUAACAGAGAAUUUUCAUAAUUCUCUGCGUGUGUGAAGUCUGCCAGUCCGCAUUAGGCCAGCGUGGUAGACUAUAUUUGGCCUUACCCCUCUCAUUCUGAGAGGAGACUUGCUUUAUAAUAUUAGAAGAUAAAUAAUGAUGAUAAUAAUUAGUUGAAAACUUAAAAUUAAAGUUAUGAGUGUUCCAAACGCACGAAAAAAAUUUGUCCUUUCUGCUAAAUACAACUUUUAAAUAUCUUAUAUAGCUGGAUACCUGACCAAAUGUCAAUUUAGUUUAUAUUUGAUCCGAGUUGCAGACAGUGAGUUUGUUGUGAUGUUCAGAGCUUAUCAAAAGGUUUCUUUCUUUCUAUUAAUACCAAUGUAUUUCAUAGUUUAUACUUCAAAUUGGUUGUCGGGGAUAAUCUAUGUUCUAUACUAAUUAUAAAAAGAUAAAGUUUGUGGUAUUGUAGGGGGGAAAUCUGUGAAUCUACUGAAGCGAUUUUGAAAAUUCUUUAACUAGUAGAAAGUCACGUUAUUUGUGAGUAUUAUACGUUACGGCUACGUUUUAUCCCCGUAUUCCCACGGGAACGGGAACUACGCUAGUGAAACCGUGGGGUGUCGGCUAAUCUAUACUUAUAUUAUAAAGAGGUUUUGUUUGUGAGAUUGUAGGGGGUAAUCUACUGAACCGAUUUUGAAAAUUCUUUUAUCAAUAGAAAACUACGUUAUUUGCGAGUCAUAUAGACUAUGUUUUAUUCCCUUAAUUUCUCCGGGAACAGGAACUACGGAGGUGAAACCGCGUGAUAUCUGCUAGUUAUAUUAUAAAGAGGUUAUGUUUCUGAGCUUGUAGGGGGUAAUGUACUAAACCGACCUAAAAAAUCCUUUACCAAUAGAAAGCUACGUUAUUUGUGAGUGUCAUAAGCUGGUCCUACACCGAUAUAAUCUAUACUAAUAUUAUAAAUCUGAAAAGUUUGUUUGUUUGCUUGAACGCGGUAAUCUUAAGUACUACUGGUCCGAUUUGAAAAACUCUUUCAGUGUUAGUUAGCCCAUUUAUCGUGGAAAGUUAUAAGCUAUAUAUUAUUUCCAUAUUCUUACGGGAACGGGUACCACGGUUAUACCGCGUGGCGUCAGCUAAUAUGUGAUAAUAUUGAUUCCAGGCGAUAGUGUUGGGAGGGAUAAACAGCAUAUCUUUCUCCAAUGGCUUCAUGCUGGGUCAGAUGGCGAGCUUGGUAGCUUCCCUCCGUGCCAGGGAGGAGGGGAUACAGCUCAGCGAUACACAAAUAUCUAUAAUUGCGUCUUCCCUCAUGGCGAUUGCUAUCGUUGGGAUGCUGUUGGUAGCGCUGGUCUCCGACAGGAUCGGUCGGCGCUGGUCUUUCAUGGUGUUCUCCAUGCCCUCCAUCCUGAACUAUGUGGUGCUGUACUUCGCGAGGGAUGCGGUCACUCUGAUGCUGUCGAGGACUUUAGCUGGUAUCGCUCUAGGGUCCAUCUUAGCACUGAAAUUAUGCGUGACGUCAGAAUACGCGGGCCCGAAGACUAGGGCCAUGUUCUUGAAUAUGAUAUCAACAUUAUCCCCAUCUAUUGGCAACAGCAUUGCACACGCUUUGGGCAUCAUCCUCCAUUGGCGUACUGUAGCAUUGAUAGGCAUUCUACCCGCAAUUAUUGGAUUGAUACUACCAUACUUCUGGGUCGAGAGCCCGCAUUGGCUAGCAUCGAAAGGCAGGUUUGAAGAAUGCGAAACAUCUUUCAGAACAUUACAUAAACAAUCACCAAACACAGAAGCAGAAUUACAGCUACUGCUAAACGUUGAGAAGACGAAAUUGAAGAAGGCAAUUGAAACGAAUUCUGAACACACGUUGAAGAAAUUAUCGAUUGCUUGCAAGAAGAAAUAUUUCUGGGAUUUAAUGGUUUUGAGUGUAUUUAUUUCUGCGUUUUUGGCAUCAGCUGGUAAACUUGCGUACAGUACAUUAGCUGUCACUAUUAUCAAGGGUGUGACAGGUUCAAAUGACAUUUUAAUAUAUACAAUAAUCGUUGAUUUAAGUGUCACAUUGGGAGCUGUUACCUCAUGUUAUUUAAUUAGAAAAGUGUCCAUGAGAAGUAUGUUAUUCACAACUGGUUUAAUAGGUAUUUUUAUAUUGAUAUCUCUAAGCGCUUGUUUGUAUUAUAAGACAGAUUCUGUAUAUUUGGAAUGGGCUAUAAUUUGUUUGCUUAGUGUAUAUUUCUUUAUACUUAAAUCUGGGCCGUAUCCUAUUUUAGAAGCGUUAUUAGGAGAAAUUUUCCCUAUAGAAUUGAAGGUGCAUUGCUUUUUCUUUUCCGGUUCAAUUUUGAUGAUUGCUAUGACUGUGACCAUAGUUUUAUUACCUAUUAUGGUGUCGUUUAUGGGUUAUUAUGGUAUGUUUUUAGCUAAUUCUGGUAUAAUGAUUGUCAGCUUGGGUUACAUUUGGUUACGAUUACCGGAAACUAAAGGGAGGACGCUACAAGAGAUAGAGAUUUAUUUUAAAACUAAUAACUUUCAUGAUGUGGAUGAUAUUGUUAAUAAUGAGCAGAUUAAGGGGUUAAUUUGAUUGGCUUAACAUUUUAUUUUAUUUAAAUUAUAGUGAAUGUUAUUCAUAUUUUAAUUUAUUCUAAAACACGGCUAAAACUCACGUGAUAAAACGUCGAAGUAUACCCAAUCAUGUUUGGAUCAUGCCGCGUUGCAAGAACCAGCUAUUUCCACAUGCCACAUUAAUCCACUGGCAUGUCUCUCAAUAAGUUUAAAGUUUUUAUUAAACGCAAGCUUAUAGAAAAGUCUUAUUAGUGUCAAUGAUUACGUAAAUGACAAAAUUGCUUGCAAAUGAAAUGUAUGACAUGACAGGCUACUUAUAUACCUAUUGUUAAAUGGUGAUAAACUAAAAAAGGAUAAACCUGGCUGAGUUUGUUGUGGGCUCUUCUAUCCAAGGUGCGUUUGGAACCCUCGUAACUUUAAUUUUAAGUUUUCGAAUGAUUAUUAUCACCAUCUUAAGUUUAAUAUUAUUUAUUAUCUGACGUUUCGAGAGAGCUUGUAAACUAAGCAUAUUUGAAAUAAAUGAAUUUUGAGUUUUUUUGACUUGACUAUUGACUAAGGGCCCAGUAUGGGUUCGAAACUAGUCGGAUAUAGUCCGACAUUUGACACAUGAGUUUUAGCCGUGUUCUGUAAUUAAUUCGUAUAGAUAUAGUCUACAAUAAUACUGUUUAUAAAUAAUACAAUAUAGGUAAUACAAAUAGUACAAAUUCAUCGCAAUGUAUUUAAUUAAU
This is a messenger RNA of Bicyclus anynana (squinting bush brown), 4253 nucleotides long. RefSeq lists its product as uncharacterized. The transcript is spliced from 3 exons. The record is from RefSeq and is a predicted model, not a curated record. Bases 2189 to 3544 code for a protein of 451 amino acids. Gene Ontology annotation, molecular function: transmembrane transporter activity. Gene Ontology annotation, cellular component: membrane. NCBI's taxonomy places the organism in Eukaryota, Metazoa, Arthropoda, Insecta, Lepidoptera, Nymphalidae. Gene Ontology annotation, biological process: transmembrane transport.